Messenger RNA from Phacochoerus africanus (Common warthog), 2043 nucleotides. It is a transcript of the gene PP2D1, whose product is annotated as protein phosphatase 2C like domain containing 1. The record is from RefSeq and is a predicted model, not a curated record. NCBI's taxonomy places the organism in Eukaryota, Metazoa, Chordata, Mammalia, Artiodactyla, Suidae. The transcript is spliced from 4 exons. Gene Ontology annotation, biological process: protein dephosphorylation. Gene Ontology annotation, molecular function: protein serine/threonine phosphatase activity. Bases 1 to 2043 code for a protein of 680 amino acids.
AUGCCCGUGGAGGUGUCCAGUGAUGGAGCAAACAUUCCAUACAGAGAGGUCCACCACCAAGUCAGGGGACCUGCCACUGCCCUCACCACCAUCACCAUCACCUCCACACCUGCCAUUGCCAUCACCACACAAGGUGGAGGAGCAGAGACUGGGGAAAGAGUGUUUUGGAAAUCAAGGCAAUUGUAUUCGAGAAAACCAACAUAUGAUUUAGACUAUGAAGUCCCCCUCACAUUGAGAAGAAGGCCUUUUAAAAGAAAGAGGAAGAGACCAUCAAAAGACUUUGAAAAACAUGACGAGCAAGUCUAUAAUGAGAUGAUCACACUUCCCUGUUCUAUAUGCAAGCAUGAAAUUGACCUACCUAGAAUUUUCCCCCAUAAAAAGCAGCAUGUAGCUCUGGCCACACUGGGCUUUCAACAAACGAGUGGAAAGAAACCAGCACUCUCAGUGAUUGCUUUUCAGAGACAGUUCAUAAUUGCUAAACUAUUGUCAUCUUUUGGGAUCACCGAAAAAAUCUUACAGAGCAUUAAUAAUGCUUUUGAGCUACUUUGGAAGAAACAAAUACCGGCAUACUAUAAGAUUAUUGACAACAUUCACAAGAGUUCCAUAUAUCCUCAAAAAAUCUGCCACAUAUUAAUUAGAGGAGCAGCCAUUUGUGAAGACAGGAAUUGCACGUGGAAAGCUGACAUGAAUGAUAAAUUCACUGUUGUGAAUAAUUUUGGUAAUAAACCCAAUGUAUGUUUUUUUGGUUUGUUUGAUGGACAUCACGGUGCCUCAGCCGCAGACUUGACAUCAAUGGAAUUCCCAAUUUUACUUCUCCAUCAACUUUCCAGACUUGAUCCUUCUUACCAAAUGACCCCUGAAGAGCAAAAGGUAAUCAAUUCCUUUCACACAGUGUUUAGGGAAGAAUACACAGCUAUAGAAGAUUUCUUCUCCUCCAUGAAGAAAAACACAAAAGCAUUGAAAAGUGAGUAUGAGAACACACACAAAGCCUUUGCAAAAGCAUUUUGGAGAAUGGACAGGCUUUUACGUCUUGGGAGGAAAGAAGUGUCUAGGGUUCGAUGGAGUGGCUGUUCUGCAAUUACUUGUGUAUUAGAAGGCAACAUUAAAAAUCCUGAUGCUAAGAAGACCUGGAGAAGAAUCAAUGACCCUAAUGCUCUGGCAGACAGUUUCCCUUUCCAGAGGAUGCCACAAAUAAUUUCUGGAGUACUACAUAUUGCAAACGCUGGUAACGUGCAAGCAGUCUUAUGCAGAAAUGGGAAAGGCUUUUGUCUAACGAAAGAACAUACUACACGAAACAUAGAUGAAAGAAGAAGAGUGCUUCAAAAUGGAGCAAUAAUUAGUUCAAAUGAACCAUACGGGCUCCUAGAAGGGCAAGUAAAAACCACUCGAGGACUUGGAUUUCAUGGAAAUCUCAAACUGAAAAAAUUCAUUAUUCCAGCACCUCAAACUAUUUCUGUCCCUAUAGAUGACUUAUGUCAAUUCCUUAUCUUAGCUACCAAUGGACUCUGGGAAGUUCUGGAUACAAAGGAAGUAACUGCACUGACAAUGACAGCUUUUCAAGCAUAUAAAGAAACAGAGAGCAUUAACACAGGAAACAAACUCUCACCAUCCAAAGGGGCUCUGCUUCUCCCAAUUAAUGAAUCAAGCACAUCUAAAUCAGAAACUAACAUCCACAUAGUGUUUCAGGGCAAAUCUGAAUCUAAAGAAAGUGUAUCAAUUAUGAAUUCAAAAGAAAAUUUGUCAGGUUCAAAGUAUUCUAAACAUUUCACUGGUAACCCUGAAAAUAUAAGAAUAUUUCCACCCAAAAUGACUAAUUGUGAUGCUUGCAAUGAAAAAGAAACUAAGGAACCAACCAGUGUAGAUGAUGUGCCAAAAGAUUCAAGUGAAAAAGAAAAAGAAUUAUGUGCUAAGAGUUCCUAUGAAGGUGCUGCUGAGUAUAUUAGCCGUGAACUUGUAAGUGCUGCUUUAGCGGCUGGCUCCAGAGAUAACAUUACAGUUAUGGUAAUACUUCUCAAUGGAAGUGAAUAUCAGUUUCUGAUAUAA